AUGGUUGGAGACAAAAAUACUUCAAUAAUCGGCAAUGCAUCUCCACCUUUACAAGUAGGCAGGAAUGAAGAUCCGACAAAAAUCAUGAAGACAACAAUGCUCAUAUGGGAACAGCAGACAAAGGAUAUAUUUAUAACAAAAGGUUUACAAAAUGUGCAGAAUGCAUCAAAGAACAACAACUUGGUGAUUAUCACAGGUCCUCAAGGAAGUGGAAAAUCAACAGCUUUGCGAUAUGCUGCUAUGUCUUUAAAGCAGGAAGGAUUUGUUGUAUACCCAUGCAAUAAGAUAUCAGAAAUUAUUUAUUAUUGGGACGACACCAGAAAACAAGUGUUUAUCAUAGAUGACCCUAUAGGUAGAGAAUGCGUAAGUUUAGUUGGUGUACAAAAGUUGGAGAAGUAUGAUCAGUCUAUCAAGCACUGCAUUACAAGUCAUACAGAACCUACAACAAAACUUAUCCUUGCAGUUAGAUCUGAAAUUAUCAACGAUAAAUAUGUAUCGAGUAGCAACACAUUGCUAUCUUCACAACAUCAUGUUAUAGAUUUGACUGAUGAAGAUAAUGCUUUGUCAGAACAAGAAAGAAAAGACAUGCUUGCUCACUAUCUAUCUAAAUCUGGUCGUAAUGAGGAAGUUGCACUGCAGAUGCCAAAUCUACAUUGUUUUCCAUUACUUUGUCAUGCAUUUUGUAAAGUUGGAACUAUACGUAAAAACGCAGCAGAAUUUUUUUCUUCACCAUUCAGUGUAAUCAAAGACACAUUUGUCCGAAUACGAGAAAGGAACCCUCCCCAUUUCUGUGUCUUAGCAUUGUGUGCUGUAUAUAGUAAUGAUUUUUCUAUUAGGGACCUCCAUGAUGAAUCUCCAAAGAGAGAAAAGGUCAGUAGAAUUAUGGAUAUUUUGGGAAUCAAUCGUGAGAAAGAAUUAAGAAAAUUGGUUAAUGCCCUGGAUGCUUUGAAUGGUGUUUAUCUAUUGAAAAAUGAUAAUUCAUAUUCUUUCUUGCAUUCUUUAUUUCAAGAUACAGUUACAUUUAUCUUGGGGGAGGAAUCAACAGAAAUUUUGUUAACAUAUUGUUCUAGUACAUUUCUCAGAAGUCAUGUGAAAAUAAGUCAAAAAAACAAUGGCGAACAUGUCAUCAUUUUGGAGCAUGCUGACUAUCCUAAUUUAGCUGUAAGGAUGUGUCAGGAGCUAAGAAAACACAACGUAGAGGACAUAUUCUCUCAUACCGCUCUUGCCAAUAAGCAGUUUCUGAAAAUAUUCAUGGAAGAAUGCUCUAAAGACAAGAUUAUAGAAUAUGCCAAUGGCGAGAAGAUUGCACUGUUAGCAUGGAGUUGUCAUGUGAGAUUGUUCAGAUUAACACGGGCCUUAUUAGAAAAUGGGGCUGAUCUAAAUAUUUGUGAUGAAUCUGAAAGAUCAGCACUUAUGUGGUUAUGUCGAAACAAUCGUAGUCCUCAGGAUCAGAUUCGAAACAUUACAAAAGUAUUGUUAGAGGCAGGAGCUGCUGUCAAUUUGAUUGACAAAAGGGAUCAAACUGCAAUUAUGUAUGCCAUUAGCAAAGGUGAUGUAAAAAUUGUACAAAACCUGAUUGAAUAUGGUGCUUCGGUAAGGGAAGUAUCUACCAGCUUGUCGCCUCUUAGCUUAGCUGUUAAAUGUUCCAUGAAGCAUACCCGUAGACAGCAUGCAUCAGCUAAAUAUUGGAACUCUUUGGAGCAACAAAUUGAGUUGCUUUUGAAAAAAGGAGCUGAUCCAAACUUUAAGCCUGAUGGCGAGAAAACACUUCUUUAUCAAGCAGUUUCAUGCUCAAAUACUGCUGUUUGCAAGUGUCUUCUGGAUCACGGAGCAGAUAUUGAACAGUCUGAUUUAUUUCAUGAAGACCUCCUAUGCUGUGCAAUCAGUAACUGUUCCACAGAACUGGUAAAUCUACUGUUGGAAAGAAAUGUUAGUGUAAACAUAGCAAACUAUUUUUCAAAGUCACCCCUACACCUUGCAGUUAGCCAGAAUGAUUGUGAAUUGGUAAAGCAAUUGUUAAAAAUGGGUGCAUGUGUCAAUGCCAGGGACUUGGAAGGUGAAACACCUUUACACUUGUCUGUGAAGGCUAAAAGAAAAGAAAUAACAGAAAUGCUCUUGCAGGAAGGGGCCGAUGUUAUGGCGGAGGAUAAACGGGGUCAGACACCACAAUUAUGGAAUAUUAAAACUUACAACACUUAA
Molecule: messenger RNA, 2199 nt
Organism: Ylistrum balloti
Lineage: Eukaryota; Metazoa; Mollusca; Bivalvia; Pectinida; Pectinidae
Exons: 3
Coding region: 1-2199 (732 amino acids)
Molecular function (GO): protein binding
Source: RefSeq, a predicted model, not a curated record